AUCUCGCAGAGCUCUUUAUGUGUAACACGGCUAUUUCACGGUGGCUUUAUACAGUUCUGUAUAAUCUCGCAGAAUUCUUCCUUUGUUAUUCAAGACAAAUUCGAUUCUCUUGUCAACAAUUCGAAUCUAAUCGAGGUCAUCGAGGUUUCUGUCAACAACUCUUCUUUCUUUUAGUGUGGUGAUGUCGCUAGCUGGUGCAACUCAACCAGCAAAAGCUACCGUAAUAAAGCCUUGGAAAUGGCAGUCCGUGCUCUGUUCCUUUUUGUCCUUCUCUUCUGUCUGUGUGUCUACUGUCAAUCAAAGCAAUGUGUUCGUUUUCAAGACAGUCCUSUAGUGGGMUGUGCUGCUGCAGGUUACAACUAUACAUACCCUUUGCCAGACGAUUUGUCUUCAAAGACAGUACUCUUUAUUAAUAGAUUCGUGAGCUACAUCACUAAAAACGCAGCUAAAAACUGCUCCGUGGCACAAAUGGCAGAGAGUAUUGUGUGUAUGUCSUAUGCACCAAAGUGUGUGGAUGUCAACAAGGACCCUAUCUUACCCUGCAGAAGAGUGUGUUCUGAGCUGAUGAAGAGAUGUUAUACAUCAAUGAGUCCUUGGUUAKCAGAUUGGAUGUUACGACAGUGUCUUGUUCUACCGAAUGAUACAGCAGCAUCAGGAAAGUGUUAUGAACCKAAAGGUUUUGAUAAAUACUACAACGCUUCAACUUCAGGACCUUUGGAGAGGGGAUGCCAAAAACUCGUCAGCUUUCCAUUCUGUGAGAACAUGGGCUACAAUCACACCAUGAUGAGCGAGAAAAUGCAAACUAUGGCUUACAAGUUUUUUUAUCGUAAAAAUAUUACCGACCCAAACCCCAACACGCCAGCUCCUGGGUCAAUACUUGCCAAGGUCAUGUCGACAAUGAAAGGCUCACCAAAAUGUGCCAACGAAGUCAAAAAACUGAUGUGCAGUGUGGUCAUCCCGCCAUGUUUUCCCGAUGAGGGACCAAAAUACUACACGGUGUGCAAACCAGUGUGCAAGUCAAUAGGUGAAAACUGCCCUGAGGUAUUGACGGGAAGAGGUAGUUAUUACUAUGGAGAAUGUGAAAGAAUGGCUCCWGGAAUGACUUCUCAUGGCUUUUGCAAGCAUAGUAAAUUACCUCCGAUCAUUGACUGGGGAAAAUACUGGCCAGAGAGGACAAAGCCAACAACCAAGACUCCAUCCAAGGGACUAAGUACUACUGCCAUCAUCAUCAUAUCCGUUGUGAUACCAUCGGUUGUCAUCAUCAUCAUCAUCGCUGCUGCUGUCAUCAUUUUCAAGAAAAGAAAACUAACCAAAAUGUUUGACUACCAGAAACACGAUGAGUAGAAUGCAGGAAAUACUCGCUGAAAACACCCUACUGAGGUACAUGUACUUUUGAAGAAAAAGAUUGAGACGAAAAGUCCACUUCCAUCAUCUGAUUCGAAACAUCUUGUGAGACGAUAAUUUCAUGAAUUAUCCCUAUAGAAUGAUUUCAAUUUAUAGUUUAAAUUUCAAACUACUUCACGUGAAAAGAACACAGGGGAACCUGUCACACUAUGAUUGGACGGUCAUUAUCAGAAGCCGUCAAAUAGACGAAACGCAACUAUUUUCAAAAACUAUCAUCUGGGCUCGUUUGUACGAAGAGUGAGUGGUACUUCAUAAGUGGAUAACUUUAUUUGACCUUCGUACGUUUGUUCAACCGUUCCCUGAAAUGACUAACAUUCUAUACUAUGGGGCUGAAUAUAGCCAAAAAUAAAUGAGCUAAUGAGAGGCUU
This is a messenger RNA of Exaiptasia diaphana, 1772 nucleotides long. RefSeq lists its product as uncharacterized. The transcript is spliced from 3 exons. Gene Ontology annotation, molecular function: protein binding. The record is from RefSeq and is a predicted model, not a curated record. Bases 238 to 1344 code for a protein of 368 amino acids. NCBI's taxonomy places the organism in Eukaryota, Metazoa, Cnidaria, Anthozoa, Actiniaria, Aiptasiidae.